UUCCUGUCCAUCUGCGGGCGCGUCAGGGAUUCUGGUACACAAUGGCUGAUGAUCAAGAGAAAGAUUUGCAGAAAUUUCUUAAAAAUGUGGAUGAAGUCACCAAUUUAAUUCAGGAGAUGAAUUCUGAUGACCCAGUUGUGCAACAGAAAGCUGUCCUCGAGACAGAAAAGAGACUACAGCUUAUGGAGGAAGACCAAGAGGUGGAUGAAUGCUGGACCACCUUGAACAAGACUGUGAUCAGUCCUCCACAAGCUCCUAUGAAGAAUGUGAAAGAAAUAAACUCAGAGGCCUUCUUGGCAUCUGUGGAGAAGGAUGCAAAGGAACGAGCCAAGAGAAGAAGGGAAAACAAAGUCUUAGCAGAUGCCCUGAAGGAAGAGGGGAACGAAGCGUUUGUUAAGGGCGAUUACGAAACAGCCGUCCUGCGCUACACUGAGGGCCUGCAGAAGCUGAAGGACAUGAAAGUGCUGUACACCAACCGCGCCCAGGCUUAUAUAAAACUCGAGGACUAUGAGAAAGCACUGGUGGAUUGCGAGUGGGCUCUGAAGUGUGAUGAGAAAUGCACAAAAGCAUAUUUCCACAUGGGAAAAGCUCACCUGGCCCUGAAGAACUACAGCAUGUCUAGAGAGUGUUAUAAGAAGAUCUUAGAAAUAAACCCGAUGCUGCAGACACAGGUGAAAGAUUACCUGUGUCAAGUAGAUCUUAGGGAGAAAGCACACCUUCAAGAGAAGGAAGCCCAUGAACUGCUGGAUUCUGGAGAGAACACAGCUGUGACGACCAAGAAUCUCCUGGAGACCCUUUCUAAGCCUGACCAGAUCCCCCUGUUCUAUGCCGGGGGAAUCGAGAUCCUGACUGAGAUGAUGAAGGACUGUACAGAGCAAACUUUAUUUAGAACACACAAUGGAUUCAGUACCAUCAGUGACAACGAGGUCAUAAGAAGGUGCUUUUCCACGGCAGGGAAAGAUGCAGUUGAAGAGACCGUCUGCGUGUCUGUUCUCAAGCUCUGGCAGGCAGUGUGCUGUGGGAACGAGGAAAACCAGCGCAUGCUUGUGAUGCACCCCGAUAGGGGCAGGCUGCUGCCCUCCCUCUUGGCCUCCGGAGUCCCGGCCGUCGAGCAGCAGAGCCUGGCCCUGCUGCUGCAGCUCGCCCAGACCGAGAACGGACGGAGCCUGAUCCUCGGCCACCUUGACCUCACCCGGUUAUUGGAAGCCCUGGUGUCAUUUCUUGAUUUCUCGGAUAAGAAGGCCAACACCGCCAUGGCACUGCUCACAGACUUGGCUCUGGAAAAAAGAUUCCAAGUCUGGUUCCAGGCCAGCCUUCCAGGUGUGCUCCCUGCACUCACAGGCGUGCUGAAGCGAGAUCCCAAGGUAACCAGCUCCUCGGCUCUCUGCCAGUGUAUUGCCAUCAUGGGAAACCUCAGCGCUGAGCCUGCCACCCGAGCACACAUGUCAGCCUGUGAGGACUUUGGGGAUGCCUGCCUGGGUCUCAUGGCCAGGUGUGAGGAGGAUGUGGACCUGUUCAGAGAGGUCAUCUACACCCUUCUGGGACUCCUGAUGAACUUGUGUCUGCAGGCCCCCUUUUUCUCUGAGGCCUGGGCUGUGGAGGUGAGCAGAAGGUGCAUAUCUCUACUAAACGGCCAGGAUGGAGGAAUCCUGACAAGAGCUGCUGGUGUUCUGAGCCGGACCCUUUCUUCUUCUCUGAAAAUCAUCGAGGAGGCCCAGAGAGCAGGAGUGGUGAAGAAAAUGAUUAAAUUCCUGAAGACAGGAGGCCACACUGCCUCACGUUACGCUAUAAAGACACUAGCCAUCUGCACUAAUAGUCAUCACGAAGCUCGGGAAGAAGUAAUAAGACUGGAUAAAAAGCUUAGCAUCUUGAUGAAGCUGCUGCACUCAGAGGAUGAGGUUCUGGUGGGCAACGCCGCCCUCUGCCUUGGUAACUGCAUGGAGGUGCCCAACGUCGCGUCUUCCCUGCUGAAGACAGACCUCGUGCAGGUCUUGCUAAAGCUCUCAGGUGGCGAUGCGAAGAAUACGGCUGUGCAGCUGAACGCAGGCAUCGCUCUAGGCAAGCUGUGCACGGCUGAGCCCAGGUUUGCUGCUCAACUGAGAGAGCUUCAUGGGAUAGAAAUUCUCAACUCUACGAUGAAAUACAUCAAUAAUUCUUGAGAGACGUGGUGUCUGUGUGCAUGUUUGCAAAAACACAACCGUACGCUAUGGAUUGUUCCUGUGCUAAUAAAGGCCUUUUCAAUAUCCACU
Propithecus coquereli (Coquerel's sifaka) is the source of this 2249-nucleotide messenger RNA. It is a transcript of the gene TTC12, whose product is annotated as tetratricopeptide repeat domain 12. NCBI's taxonomy places the organism in Eukaryota, Metazoa, Chordata, Mammalia, Primates, Indriidae. The record is from RefSeq and is a predicted model, not a curated record. Bases 42 to 2159 code for a protein of 705 amino acids. Gene Ontology annotation, molecular function: protein binding. The transcript has 22 exons.